AGUGGCCAUCAGUCGCCUGGUCUCUGGAGACAUCCAGACGACAACUCUCACAAGUUCGGCGACGUUGACCAUUGGGUCGAACUUGCAAAACUCCUUGAGAAGGCCAAGUUCCACGGUAUCUUUAUUGCCGAUGUUCUCGGUGGCUAUGAUGUCUACAAUGGCAACCUUGAUGCUGCAAAGAUCUCUGGUGCACAGUGGCCUGUCAAUGAGCCACUUAGUGUCGUGAGCGCAAUGGCUGCAGCUACAAAAAGUAUUGGCUUUGGUGUAACAGUAUCGACAACGUAUGAGCAGCCCUACCAUCUGGCUCGUAGGCUAUCGACAGUCGAUCACCUCUCGAAGGGCCGACUAGGCUGGAAUAUCGUCACUAGUUACCUGGAUUCCGCCGCCCGAAAUAUGGGCUUCAAAGAGCAGGUAGCGCAGCAUGAUGAGAGAUAUGCGCAAGCCGAUGAGUAUGUGAAGGUGAUGUACAAACUCUUCGAAUCGUCGUGGAGAGACGAUGCUGUUGUUCUUGAUCGCGAGAAGGGGGUGUACACCGUUCCGGAAAGGGUCCGCGAAAUUAACCAUAACGGCAAGUACUUCACAGUACCCGGGCCUCACAUCUGCCAGCCAAGCCCACAGCGCACUCCACUUCUGCUCCAAGCCGGAACUUCGAAAGCUGGCAAACAGUUCGCAGCACAGAGCGCGGAAGCCAUAUUUGUCAGCGCAUUCAGCCCUACAGUGCCUGCGAAGAGUAUUGCAGAGAUUCGGGAGCUUGCAGCAACGCAACAUGGACGAGAUCCGAAUAACAUCAAGGUUCUUGCUCUUGUGACCCCGAUCAUUGGACGUACUGAAGAGGAGGCCCAGGCCAAACUGGCCGAUUAUCGGAAGUAUGCUUCUCUUGAAGGUGCAUUGGCUCUGUUCUGCGGAUGGACAGGCAUUGAUCUGGGCAAGUACGGUGAUGACGAGGAGCUUCGUCAGGUCGAAAGCAACGCCGUCCGGUCCACUGUGGAGGCAUACGCAAAGUUUUCCCCCGGUACUUCGAAAUGGACGAAGCACACCGUCGCCGAGCAUGUGAGCAUUGGUGGUAAUGGCCCCAUCAUCGUUGGCACUCCUGCUCAGGUUGCAGACGGGCUUCAGACUUGGGUUGAUGAGGCUGAUGUUGACGGAUUCAACUUCGCAUACGCGCUAUUCCCGCAAUCAUUUGAGGACAUCAUCGAGCUGUUGCUUCCAGAGCUGAAGGCGCGCGGUCUAUUCUGGGAGGACUACGCCGUUCCUGGAGGAACGUACAGAGAGAACUUUUAUGGCAUUCCGGGGCAGAAGGGACCGCUGGACGAGCAUGUUGCGUCAAAGUAUCGCUGGAAAGCUGGAGUCGAUGCGAAAGACCACGUUAUCCCUGAGUAGGUGAUACGAUAAAAUCACAAUAUAACACGGAAAAACACGUAAAUCAAGAGUAACGUCGAUGCCCGUCAAUGCGCGUCGAUGACGGUGUCAGCACAAAAGGCUAGCGCAAUGAAUAAUCUCUGACU
This is a messenger RNA of Boeremia exigua, 1505 nucleotides long. Its product is annotated as luciferase-like domain-containing protein. The record is from RefSeq and is a predicted model, not a curated record. NCBI's taxonomy places the organism in Eukaryota, Fungi, Ascomycota, Dothideomycetes, Pleosporales, Didymellaceae. The coding region runs from base 232 to 1380 and encodes 382 amino acids. The transcript is spliced from 4 exons. Gene Ontology annotation, molecular function: oxidoreductase activity, acting on paired donors, with incorporation or reduction of molecular oxygen; monooxygenase activity.